Messenger RNA from Parnassius apollo (apollo), 570 nucleotides. The record is from the annotation of a GenBank genome assembly. NCBI's taxonomy places the organism in Eukaryota, Metazoa, Arthropoda, Insecta, Lepidoptera, Papilionidae.
AUGCGUGGCCAUUCUUUUCUGCCGUGUGAUAGAGCAUUUGGGAUCAUAAAAAGAAGCCUUCGUCAUAAAGAGAGGCUGUACAGUGUACAGGAAUAUAUGAAAUUAAUCGUAUCUUCGAGCAGGCAGAGUGAUUUUUUUACAGUUCACUUAGUCAGCGGAGAGCAUGUGACCGAGUUUAAAAAAUGGUGGGUUCAACAUUUCAAAAAGACUGCACUAUCCCUUGAAACAAAGGAUCGACGAAUUCCGAGAACGGAGAAAGUAAGCUUCAGUAUCUCAAAGUUCCAUCACCUCACAUUCAAAAAGAUCGGCUGUGAUGUGCCGGUAAAAACGCAGGAAUUCAUUGAUGGACUGACAAAGCAUACAUUUUUGUUGAAGAUAAGACCACAGAUUACCGUAUCGCUACCGAAUGAACCUGCAUAUGGACCAAGGCAGCUCUGCAUUAAUGCAAAGAAGAUGCAAGACCUGAAAAAAUGCGUUCAGUUUGUGCCUGAAGACGAAAAAAAUAAAUUCUGGGACGAAAUAUUGCAGUGGCCAACAGCUGAAAAUGUCGAAGAUGAAGAAUUGGAUUAA